Rotaria socialis is the source of this 807-nucleotide messenger RNA. NCBI's taxonomy places the organism in Eukaryota, Metazoa, Rotifera, Eurotatoria, Philodinida, Philodinidae. The record is from the annotation of a GenBank genome assembly.
AUGAGUCUAGUCGGAGCAUAUCAUAUGCCAAAAACAAAUGGAAACAUGUCGCAUGAUGAUCUUCUUAUACUUGAUUCUGAUUCAUCACAACAACAAUCUCAACCACAACGACCAUCACCACCAUUCUAUCUCUUAUGUCAUUAUCCACUUGAACCACCACCAACUGGCAGUACCAAUCUUAUUGUUCAUUCAGGCUUGAGUCGGGAUUUUGAUAAAUAUGUUAAACAACCUAUCCCACCAUCAUUAAGUGAUUUUCUAACUGAUAUACCAUUAGCUGAAACAGCUCAACAUAAAGCAGGCCAGUUUGCUGGUGAUGUACAUGGUGGUGUUGGAACAUUACGUUCGUUAUUAGCUGGUCCUAUCAUUUCCAAAGAAAUUAUUCCACUUACAGAACAGCAACUUAGUGCUUUCCGUCUACAUCGUGAACCAUUACUACCUGAUUUAUACCAAAUAUAUACAAGUUCACCAAAAGAACCACGUACAGCUCCAGCAACAGAAGCACUUAUUCCUCUACCAGUCGCAAAUCCAAUACCUGGGCCUUCACCACAAGUUCAACGCGUUAUCAAUGAGCCAACGUCACGUGUAUCUCCGGAUGUUAAACGAAAAGCGCCUGCUGAUAUAACACCUAUUAUUCAACCGCAAACAACAACACCUGUUGCUGGCAUUCUUAAUCGAACAACAAGCACACCAACAUUAUCAACUAAUUCAAAUUUAUCAUCGACUAGUGGCCAUUUAAAUGAUGAUCAAGACGAAAUGAAUUUGUCUAAAAGAAAAACAAAGAAAACAAAAAAAGAGAAAAAAACUUAA